GAAUUGUUCGCAUGCGCACAAGGUACAAGUUGAUGCAGCGUAUGAUGGCAAGUUGACGUCUGCUAUAAUUGAGGUUAAGUUAUUAUACACCGAUCAUCAUGAUGUCCAGUAGAUCGAGUUCGUUGUUACGACAACUUUAUAAGAGAUUGGUAUGGAAUCGUCAGUUUUCUUCGACAGCUCCGACAUUGGAUUCGUGCACAGCGAACGAAAGAGAUCCUGCACCAAUCUUUUUCGACGAACGGAUACAAGACUUAUUGGUAAUAUUGACUCGCAUAGAUUACGAAAAGGUGUUUGCGCCUCGUAAAGAGGGAGUAAGGUUUAGCACGCCAGAAUGUAGGUUCAUGACGGACGAAGAGUUGAAAGCAGCACAAGCGGCGAUGGAGAAGAAAGCGAGGGGACGAUUACAAAUGCCACCCGUGGUUAAACCGAGAGUAGACGCGAAUCAAGUAUUAUCCAAAGAUUUUGGUAUACAAGGUUUCUCCGACACGAAUAUCGUAUUUACCGACAUAUCGUUCGGAGGCACCAACAGACACCGAUUGAUAGUGGUGCGGGAGCCUAGCGGUAUAUUGAGACACGCGAAUACCAAAGAAAGGCAUCGAAUGAAUCAAGUCUACUUUCCCAUUAAAGAUAGAGAAAUUCAUACUCCGAAAAUGUUUUCUGAUCCAUAUUUCAAAGAUCUGCUGGAGAGGGAGGAAUUCGUGUUCAUUUUGGAUAGGGCGUGUUUACAGUUCGAACCGGAUGAUUCAGAUUAUCAAAAGAUCACGCAAACGGUGUACUCUACGGUGAAUCAAUGGAAAAAAUUUGACGCUUUGCGUUCGACACGACAUUUCGGUCCGAUGGCGUUCUAUCUAACGUGGGAAAAGAAAAUCGACGAUCUGUUGCAAGACGUGAUAAAAAAUGAGAAGAUCGAGGAAGCCGCCGCACUCAUACGUCUGUAUCAUCUCGUUCAUCCGGAUGCACGAUCCGGCCAAGAAGCGACGCGGAACGACUUAGAACUCAUUAGACGUUACGCGGAAUUGGAUGCGGCAGACCGAUUCGGCAUUACGAAAGCUCUAGACAAGUACGAGUUAAUGUAUGAAGAGAAACAAAAAGUGAUAGACGGUAUAAAGAAAUCGCACGGCCAGAUCGAGAAUACGGAUGAACCGAAAACGUGAAUCGUGUCGAGAGAAGUUGUUUUUUGCCUCCUCGUUUGGUACAAAUGUUGUUACGAACAAAUAAAUAUAUGAUUCGUGACGAUGAAUCGUUACAACUUCGAUGGUUA
Molecule: messenger RNA, 1261 nt
Organism: Megachile rotundata (alfalfa leafcutting bee)
Lineage: Eukaryota; Metazoa; Arthropoda; Insecta; Hymenoptera; Megachilidae
Gene: mRpS22
Product: mitochondrial ribosomal protein S22
Cellular component (GO): mitochondrial small ribosomal subunit
Molecular function (GO): structural constituent of ribosome
Source: RefSeq, a predicted model, not a curated record